AUGGCUCAACGAGGCGAGGCCGCCGACUACUACAAUGGCGCGUCCCAGCAAAACAACAACUAUCAGAUGCAACAACCGGCGAACUACCCACAACAGCCGCCGCAGUACGGUGACAAUGCAAAGUAUGGGCCGCCUUCCGGACCCCCACCACCGAAUGGACAGCAAUGGGGAGGAGAGAAGCCAAAUUUCGAUCAGGCGUUCAAGGUUGAAAAGCCCAAGUUCAAUGACAUCUGGGCUGGCCUUUUGCUCAUCGCUGUCUUUCUAGGGUACGCGGCGGUCUCGGGCAUCGUGCUUCACGGGUAUUCGGAGACAAUUGACUUCAAUGGAGGAAUCUACGGGAGCAAGAAUACGUUUGGGUUGGACAGCAACACGAUCAUCCUGUUUGCGUUCGUUCUGGUCAUGGCCAUGAUACUCAGCUAUGCCUAUAUGUGGUGCGCGCGCGCGUUUACCAAACAAUUCAUCUGGAUUACGGGCAUCCUAAACAUCGUCUUCGGUUUCGUCACCGCCAUCUAUAUGCUCUCGCGCAAGUACUGGUCCGGCGGUAUCGUCUUUCUUCUCUUCUCCGUUUUUUACGUCUUCUGCUUCAUCAGCUGGAUUCCGCGCAUACCUUUCUCGGUCCUAAUGCUCCAAACGACCAUCGAUGUGUCCAAGAAAUUCGGACAUGUCUAUAUCGUGUCCCUAAUCGGAGGGAUCCUCGCCGCCGCGUUUGGCGCGUGGUAUUCGGUGACCUUGGUCGCUGUCUAUGUGAAAUAUGAACCUGGCAGGAACCCAGCGUGCAACACGGGCGCUGGAGGCUGCAGCUCGGCCAAGGUGAUCGGCCUGGUCGUCUUCGUCACGUUUGCGAUGUACUGGAUAUCAGAGUGGCUCAAAAACACUAUUCACGUCACGAUAUCAGGUGUCUAUGGCUCUUGGUACUUCAUGGGAAACAACAACUUUCCCAAGGGAGCUACCCGCGGCGCGCUCAAACGGUCCCUUACAUACAGCUUCGGCAGCAUCAGUCUGGGAAGUCUUAUUGUGGCUAUUAUACAACUCCUCAGGCAAAUUUGCUCGGCUGCACAACAGAGCGCAUCGCAGGACGGUAACAUUGUCGGUACCAUUGUGUUCUGCUGCUUGCAGUGCUUGAUCGGCCUUCUGGACUGGGCCGUGCAGUUCUUGAACCGCUACGCAUUCUCGUACAUUGCAUUGUAUGGCAAGUCCUAUGUCGCAGCAGCGAAGGAUACUUGGAAAAUGAUCAAGGACCGCGGAAUCGACGCGCUCGUGAACGAAUGCCUCAUCGGACCGGUCCUGAGCAUGGGUGCCUUCUUUGUCGCCUACUCGUGUGCGCUGCUUGCGUAUCUAUAUCUGCUCUUCACGUCCCCAGCCUACAACAGUACGGGCACAUACACGCCGGUCGUUGUUGCAUUUGCGUUUGUCAUCGGACUGCAAAUCUGUCAGAUCUUCACGACGCCGCUAAGCAGCGGCCUGGACACAAUCUUUGUUGCGAUGGCUUGGGACCCGGAGGUACUGAUGAGGGAUCACCCAGAUCUGUACCACCAGAUGGUCGCUGUAUAUCCGCAUGUUCAGCAGGCGAUUCAUGCGUAG
Molecule: messenger RNA, 1581 nt
Organism: Didymosphaeria variabile
Lineage: Eukaryota; Fungi; Ascomycota; Dothideomycetes; Pleosporales; Didymosphaeriaceae
Gene: PNS1
Product: pH nine-sensitive protein 1
Exons: 6
Coding region: 1-1581 (526 amino acids)
Biological process (GO): transmembrane transport
Cellular component (GO): plasma membrane
Molecular function (GO): transmembrane transporter activity
Source: RefSeq, a predicted model, not a curated record